CACUUGUUGCUCCGCGCGCACAGAGUACCGGAGCCUGGAUCCCGCUGCUCCGAGAGCGCGCGCGCUCGCCGUCCGCUGUGUCGCGAGCUGCGACGAUGAAUUCCAUGGAGGCGCAGCUACAGCACACGGCGCCCACGCACCCCCACCAUCACCAUCAUCACCCCGCCCACCCGGCCGCACUGCAGCCGCUGCCCAAGAGCGCGCACGAGCCGUCGGACGUGGCUGCGUACUGCGACGGCUUCUCCUACCACCAGCAGGGCGUGGCGCCCUACGGUCUGAGCGAGUACGCGCCCGCCGCGAGCCCCUACCUGUGGCUCAACGGGCCCACUGCCACUCCGCCGCCGCCCCCCUCUGCCUCCUCGUACCUGCACGCGGGAGGAGGACCGGGCCCCCCCGCGCCUCUCGUGCCUUCAUACGGCGCGCAGAGGCCGUACUUGAGCGGCGCUCCUGACCUGGGCUGGCUGUCCGUAGCGAGUCAAGAGGAGCUGCUGAAGCUCGUGCGCCCCCCCUACUCCUACUCUGCGCUCAUCGCCAUGGCCAUCCAGAGCGCGCGCGAGAAGCGUCUCACGCUCAGCCAGAUCUACCAGUACGUGGCGGACAAUUUCCCCUUCUAUAAGAGGAGCAAGGCGGGCUGGCAGAACUCCAUCAGACACAACCUGUCACUCAACGACUGCUUCAAGAAGGUGCCGCGCGACGAAGACGACCCAGGAAAGGGAAAUUACUGGACUUUGGACCCCAACUGCGAAAAAAUGUUUGACAACGGAAACUUCCGGAGAAAGCGCAAGCGCAGGUCGGACCCCAGUGGGGGCUCUAAGGCUGAUGAGGGUCGCCCUGUAGCGGCUCUCAGCGGCUCCUUGUCUCCCUCUCUACCUGCCCCCUCUCCCCCUGAAGCGGACGCGGCCGGCGAGGCUCCCCGCGGACCCUCGGCGCCCUGCCUGGCCGGGUUCUUCAGCACUGUAGCCGGACUGACCUCCUCCUCCUCGUCCUCCGCCUCUGCGGUCAGACACGGGUCUCUCGGACUCCUCAGCGAGCUCUCCAGCCGCAACAUCGGCGCCUACCAGCACGAGCACGCGCCCGCUGCAGAGCAGCACGAGAGCGCGCACGCGGCCAGAGGCCCGCACCACGGCGCGUUCACGACAGGAGCGCAGAGCGCGGGACACUUUAGCGGACAUUUCUACAACGGCUUCAGCGUGAACAGUCUGAUCUACCCGCGCGAGGGCACGGAGUUAUGAUACCUCACCCAUUCAUACCGGACACAUGAGGGGGCGCGCUGAGGAAGGCAGAGCCUAAACUGUCACUAUACUAUCAGGGCAAAAGACCCCAAAACACUCUUAAAAAUAAAGCGUCCCAAAGGGUUCUUGGGUUGGAUGUAUACGGUUAAUUAAACAUUUCAUAGGUUCUGAACAGAAAUUAAACUAAAUUAACUGAAGUGUUCUUUAUUCAAACAAGUGGCAUUAUACCAAAUAACCCUUCUUUACGGUCACGUUAUUUUUAAGAGUGAACCAGACAAACACACAGACAUGUGUAAUGAGACGGGUGUAUCACUAAAAUGCGCAUUUUAUUUAUUUAAUUUAAAUGUGUUCAUUUGUCAAACGUGAAUAAAACAGAUCACAUCAAUUCCUAAAUCGAGGUACUUUAGCAAUGUGAUACAUUUUAUUAAUGUGGAACUGAUGUACACAUUUAUAUUAAACAAUUAAUUAAUGAAACCAUUUUCAGCGCAAGCUGAAGUGGGAAUCAUCUACUGCAGAGCAAAGUAUUUUUUAUUAUUUUAAAUAGCCUACACUGUACCACUAACUGUUGUCAUGGACUACCCACUGCCCUGCACGUUAGACUGUUCCUGCUCUAAUACAACUAAUUAAUCAACAAAUCAAGUGUGUGUGUAAUAGAUCAGUAAAACAGUGAAAUGUGCAGGACAAGGUUACUCCACACACUCAGAAAUACAGAAACAUGUUUGUAAGAGAAAUUUAAAAAUGAGUGUGAACAUACAUCUCCAUCAUUAACCAUUUAAAGCGCCUUUGUUCUAAGAGCUCUUAGCCACUGAUGAUCAAAAAUAACAAAAAAAAAAAAAAAAACAGUGAUGGUGUUGAAUGUGGAUUGACCCACCUCAGACCCCCUCUUUACAUGUCCACUCUGUGUUUAUUGUGCGUUUUUUGUUUGUAAAUUAUAUGCAAGUAUUUUAAAAGUAUUUAUGUUAAAUUAUGUAUUUUUGCAGUCAGUUUUAGAGGAGAAAGUUAUAUUUUCUAUUGGGAUCAUGCGAAUGAGUAAGUUAUGAAGAGAAAAAAACUAUUUCUUCGCACACUAUUAAAAAUAAAGUUCCUCAAAUGGUUCUUGGCUCAGACAUAUGGCACUAGAAAACAACCAAAGGUGGAUCUUCUAUGUAUCACUCUAAAUAAUUGUUUCUGGCACCUUUAUUUUUUAUAGUGUGAGAUAGUAAGUGCCACUGCAAUUCAGUUUACCUUCAGCUUCAGGUGGAUCCUGAUGUUUCACGUGUUAAAGUGCAAAGAACUGAACCCUGUUUGAAGGGGAUUACAACUUCAAAAUGUCUUCUUUUAAUCUUCAAAUGUCUUGUAUCAUUUUCUUGUCAUGUUUAUUUGCAUAGUUUUCUCUGCCUUUGUAGAAUCUUUUGUACUUUUUUAUGAACAUAGAGUUUUUAAAAAUUCUAAGCUGCAGUUCUUACAUGUUUUUACAUGUUUUUAUUUUCUCAUUUCAGCUAAAAAAUCUUUAACAUACAGUCUUUCUAUGCAUAAUCAUCCCAAAUACAGAAACAUGUUUUUUAAAUAAAUAAGUGAGAGUAUCACAUUUGAGUUUUAUUUAACCGGAUCAGUAUUUUUAUUUGGGAAAGGGGUAUAAGGAAGAAUGCUGCACAUUAUAUUGGAGUGAAAGCUUUAAUACUUUAAUACAGAUAUAGAUUAGAUACUUACAGAUGGGCUUUGUGUACAUAAUGAGGGCUGUCUUCACAGGUGCCUUUAAACAAAAUAUUGAAUUCAAACUUCAUUUUAAAGUAGAUUAUAAAGAAGCUGUGGUUCAGCAAUUAUAAACCAGAGUUUUAAAGAGUGUUUUUCACUUCCUUUAUACUUUCUGGUUACACCCGGUACAAAUAGUUGCUAUAAUAAUUACAUAGAUUAACUCAUAAAUAGCUUUAACAACAAUUCAUUAUUUUAGUGUUUAAUUCAUUUAUUAACCUGACCACCCUUUUGUCUUGGAUUAAAGUUUGGGAAAAUUUGGAACUAAAGAAUGGACCAAUAGAAAUGCCCCAAAAUCUACAAUGACUUCUAUUGUAAGUUAAAAUGAAUCAUUCAUUCUCUGUAAAGUUACCAUUUAGAAACUAUAAUAUUGGACUUUAAUAAGUAGAUAGAUUGACUAAUUGUCAAAUAGAUAGACAGACAAAUACAUAUGUAUGUAUACAGAUGUACUUUAUUGAUCCCUGAGGGAAAAUCUCUUUUGUACUUUAACAUCAAAUAAAAUGAAUAAAGUCAGAUACCAGAUAA
Astyanax mexicanus (Mexican tetra) is the source of this 3488-nucleotide messenger RNA. RefSeq names its product forkhead box I2 (gene foxi2). Lineage: Eukaryota; Metazoa; Chordata; Actinopteri; Characiformes; Acestrorhamphidae. Gene Ontology annotation, molecular function: DNA-binding transcription factor activity, RNA polymerase II-specific; RNA polymerase II cis-regulatory region sequence-specific DNA binding. The transcript has 2 exons. Bases 96 to 1232 code for a protein of 378 amino acids. Gene Ontology annotation, biological process: regulation of transcription by RNA polymerase II; anatomical structure morphogenesis; cell differentiation. The record is from RefSeq and is a predicted model, not a curated record.